UUGUGUAAGUCUACACCUUUGCUGGCUGCAGAAGAUAGCCUUAGCCCUGCCUGUUCUUAAGUAUUAAGCCUUUUGGCUACCAACUACCCCACGUUGAUUUAACUAAUUGGAAAUGACAGUGGGGGCUAAUUUAAAAAUAAAACAUCACCCUGAUGUUUGACGUGUCCAGAAAUCUGUAUUCCACGCUCUUUGUAAUUUCCCUCAAACGCUGAUCCAAGUAGGCUAGCCUCAGCUAAAACGACUCUUAUCCUGACAGACGGGAGAAACCCGAUCUGUGUAAUGUUUGAGUCACCGUAUCUAUAGGUUAUUUAAAAAACGACCCCAAUGCUCAUUACUGAUUAGCUCGUUUCUGUACGUUAACUAGCACAGGAAUUGUGAGCCUGUGAAGAACAAGAAUUGCCUGCGGUAUGGUACCGGAGAAACCUCACUGUUAGUGUAGUAUAGGUCAUUGUAUGUUCAAGAAAGCUUACAAGCAAUGAUUUUUUUCAAUGUCCAUUUUAUUUAAAUCGUUAAAGGUCAAUCAUAAAGAUUUUCCCUCGUGUAAAAUACCCACGUGGCUUGGGCUAUUAUCAAUUCUACGAAAACAAGAAGACGGAAAACGACACAUUUUAUCCGUCAUCAGGCUUUCAGUGGGUGAGGCCUUGUCAUCUCUGUCUGGUUAUGGCCCUGACGUCGCCCCUCUACCAGUCAGUGGGGCCCCAUUGGUUCUACCGCCAGCAGGAUGGAACCAAGGACAUCUGGCUCCCCUUCAGCUGUGAAGACUCCCAGAGGCUAGAGGAAGCCCAUCUGGCCAGCGAGCAGGGCGGGGAGGCGACGGUGGCCACCGAGGGGGCGCGGUUCGACGUGAGGCUCCCGGAGAGGACGCGGUGCGCGGCGUAUUGGGCGCAGGCGCCCGCGGAGGUGCGCCGAUGCACCUGGUUCUACAAGGGGGACAAGGACAGCCAUUACACCCCCUACCCCGAAGACAUCAGUCACAGCCUGGAGGAGGCCUACAGGAUCGCGGUCACUCGGAACAAAUGGAAGGAGAAGCUGGAGUUUCCCUCAGGAGACACCGUCACGCUGCACAGCUCGAAGUUAAUAACACAGGACCAAUGGCCCAACUGUCCCAUGGAGAAGACUAAGCCCCAAACCGUCAAGAGGGGUGUGGAGGAGAUCAUGGUGAACGUACCAGAAGGAGAGCCAGAGACGGUGGACCACCUGGUGUUCAUGGUGCACGGCAUCGGCUCCACUUGCGACCUGAGCUUUCGCACCCUCGUCCACUGUGUGAACGGAUUUAGGAGCAUCUCCCUGGACCUCAUUAACGCCCAUUUUAGGGAGGCGCAGGAGGAGCGGCGUGUGGGGCGGGUGGAGUUCCUCCCCGUAAACUGGCACGAUGCCCUGCACAGCGACACCACCGGGGUGGACCGGGACAUCCGGAGGAUCACCCUGCCCAGCCUGGCCCGCUUGCGUGACUUUGCCACCGACACGGUGCUGGACCUGUUCUACUACAGCAGCCCCACGUACUGCCAGACCAUCGUGGACAGCGUGGUGUCGGAGCUCAACCGCCUGCACGCCCUCUUCCUCUGCCGGAACCCGCGCUUCGCUGGAGCCGUGUCGUUGGCUGGACACAGCCUGGGCUCGCUGAUUCUCUUUGACCUCCUGACCAAUCAGAAGCCGGUCCCAGGUCUAGAGGAUGCUGGGAGCGAGGAGGGACCGAGUCUCAGUCGUGGGCUCCCGCUGGACUUCAGGUCCCUGGAGGAGGGUCUGGAGGUUAUGGGCCUUCAGCAGUACGCAGAAGUGCUUCAGCAGGAGCAGGUGGACCUGGAUUCUCUGGGCCUCUGCUCAGAGAAUGACCUGAAGGAUCUUGGGAUACCUCUGGGACCACGGAAGAAGAUCCUGAGUUUCAUGAAGAGGAGGCGGGACUUGGAGGGGAUCAGAGCGGGACCCCCACUCCUGACCCCCGGCCUGCAGGCAUCCAGAGAGGAAACGGGGCCACGGGGGACCCCUGGACCCCAAGUGCCCUUCCCUGAGAUGUCUGCCACCUGCACAGAGGACUGCAAGUACCUGGAUAUCAGGACUGGGCAGGUGUCAGUCAAGUACCCCCAGCUGUCCUUUCAGCCCCAGGCCCUCUUCGCCCUGGGCUCCCCCAUAGGGAUGUUCCUCACUGUCCGCGGUAUAAAAUGCCUGGACCCCAACUACAGCUUCCCCACCUGCAAGGGCUUCUACAACAUCUACCACCCGUUUGACCCCGUGGCCUACAGGAUCGAGCCGAUGAUCGGGGCUCCGGACGUGGAGACGGAGGCCGUGCUGAUCCCCCAUCACAAGGGCAGGAAGCGGAUGCACCGCGAGCUGAAAGAGGGUCUGACCCGGAUGAGCAGCGACUUGAUGGGGUCCCUGCGCACCGCCUGGCAGUCCUUCUCGCAGUUACCCAUCCCUGCAAUGCCCCUGGUGGCCGGAGGAGGGAAUGCAGGGGACUCAAAUGACAGUGAGCAAGCUGGGACCGAGGACGUCCAAUGGCUGCCGACUAGUCCGGCUAACUUCUGGAAAAGUCCCCUGGAAUGGCCAAGAGCAGUGCAACUGAAUUACUUCUCGGGCGAACAAGGUGUAAAACCGGAGGAGCAGGGGGUCCAGACGGGCAUGCUGAACGGCGGGCGACGGGUGGAUUACGUGCUGCAGGAAACGCCCAUCGAGAGCUUCAACGAGUACCUGUUCGCCCUGCAGAGCCACCUGUGCUACUGGGAUUCAGAGGACACUGUCCUGCUGGUGUUGAAGGAGAUUUAUGGAAGGCUAGGGAUACAACCUCCGGCAGCCUUAGCAACAGACUGAAAAACUAGACGACGGAAUUCGGUCCUCUGUGAAGAGGUACAAGGGACGGACACGGGGAGGAGUUGUGGUGGCCAAAGUCAUCCAGGUGGAGGUGGGGUCAGACUCAUCCGGCUGGACGGCAGACAGACCUCACCUGGAGCUCUGCAGCACAGGAUUCGCUAUGGUGACCUGUAGCAGCUGCAGUGGGGGGGGGGAUCUGGAAGACCAAAACCAGGUGCUAAAACUCAGUACUGGAAACCCACGUGGGUGAUAAGGACUUUUACUGCCUAUUUUAUCAGUUUGGUUUUAGAUAUAGCUUUUUAAAUAGAUAUUUUCGGGUUGUGUUAAAAGUUAUGGAAGCGACUCUUUGCACCCAGGUAUCCAUAGCGACACAUGCUAUAUGCACACUGGUGUACGUAGGAACUUAAACUAUUUACAGUCUGUAAUAACACAAGCUAUUUGCACCCGGGUGUACAUUGGCACUUAAACUAUUUACAGUCUGGUGUACAUAGUA
Molecule: messenger RNA, 3298 nt
Organism: Anguilla rostrata (American eel)
Lineage: Eukaryota; Metazoa; Chordata; Actinopteri; Anguilliformes; Anguillidae
Product: phospholipase DDHD2-like
Exons: 18
Coding region: 661-2805 (714 amino acids)
Cellular component (GO): cytoplasm; COPII-coated ER to Golgi transport vesicle
Molecular function (GO): metal ion binding; triacylglycerol lipase activity; glycerophospholipase activity
Source: RefSeq, a predicted model, not a curated record